GAGGACACUGGAGCACAUAGCCUACAGUAAAUAUUUGUGUUUGGUGCGCAAGCUGUAAGUGAUCGUGUAUAACUAAGGGGGAAGGAGUGACGGAGAAUAGAUAAGGAUUGAGUGAGAGAGUGAGUGCAUUUGUGUUUCCGCGUGUGUGCGCACGAGAGAGAAAAAGGAACGUAUUUUCAAGUUUAGCACCAAAAAGCUCGGGAAAAUAAGCGAAUGCCAAAUAUGGAUGAACUGAAGCACCAAUUAUUGAUAAACCAGUUCGUUCUGACCGCUGGUUGCGCUGGGGACCAGGCAAAGCAGCUUUUGCAGGCGGCACACUGGCAAUUUGAGACUGCGCUCAGUUCAUUUUUUCAAGAAACCAAUAUCCCGUACAGUCAACACCAUCAAAUGACGUGCACUCCGGCCAACACGCCGGCCACGCCCCCAAACUUCCCCGACGCCCUCGCCAUGUUCUCCCGUCUCAAGGCCUCGGACGGUUUCCACAGCAACAGCCCCACGGCUCCCCUGGCCACCCCCAGUGCCCUGGGCCCUCUAACCCCUCAACACCCCCCUCUGUCACCGGCGCCCCCUCCUGGCUGCACCACCUCCCAGCAAGCCUGUGCCCAGCAGGCCAGCCUUAGACUGAGGUGUCUCUGGCAUCCCGGGCUCAUGGACAUGGUUGGGGGUGGUGAAGAGGACCAGGCUGAAAUGUAAUGCAAAUGGAGCUCAUGAAGAAAGCAGUACACAGAAAGGGACACUUUUCAUACUUACACACGCACAUACACACAUGUACAUACGCACAAAUUAAUACAGAAAUAUUGAAAUCAUCCAUUAAAAUUUUUUUUUUUUACUUGCUUUAGAACCAGAAAGACCCUGCCAGCUUCACUUCAAUAUAUUUCUAAAUGUCUGCAUCUGUAGCACUACAGGCAACGUGGAGACACUUGCCCACCUACCAGCCAAUGAAGAGCCACGUACCUCAGCAGUCACCUGACUUUUAUGAGUUAAUCUGGGAAGACCAUAGAGCAUGCUGAAUCAAACAGAGGUUUUCUGCAAACGCUCAAAUUCUAAUAGCUUUUCUAUUUCCUGAAAGGAGCAAAUGUUAUUAAUUUCGUUUUUGCAUUACAGAUGCCGCCAUUUUAGGUGACUGGUUUGAAUAUGGUCCGGAAGGUUCUGUUCCAUCAGUUGAUUCUUUCCCUUCCUAUAAAGAUAUUGGUAUUAUUUCCACAAUAUUUGUGGAUUAAGUGAUUAUUAAUGUAUUGUUUUUGUGUUUUAAUAAAAUAUUGGAUAUUGGAUUACA
Conger conger (European conger) is the source of this 1276-nucleotide messenger RNA. RefSeq names its product UBA-like domain-containing protein 1. Gene Ontology annotation, molecular function: protein binding. Lineage: Eukaryota; Metazoa; Chordata; Actinopteri; Anguilliformes; Congridae. The transcript has 3 exons. The coding region runs from base 214 to 693 and encodes 159 amino acids. The record is from RefSeq and is a predicted model, not a curated record.